Messenger RNA from Tachysurus vachellii, 6326 nucleotides. Its product is annotated as adhesion G protein-coupled receptor L2-like. Gene Ontology annotation, molecular function: G protein-coupled receptor activity; carbohydrate binding. The transcript has 22 exons. Lineage: Eukaryota; Metazoa; Chordata; Actinopteri; Siluriformes; Bagridae. The record is from RefSeq and is a predicted model, not a curated record. Gene Ontology annotation, biological process: cell surface receptor signaling pathway; adenylate cyclase-activating G protein-coupled receptor signaling pathway; brain development. The coding region runs from base 591 to 4979 and encodes 1462 amino acids. Gene Ontology annotation, cellular component: neuron projection; membrane.
CCAGCGGCCCCUGUGCAUUUCUGACAUCCUGCUGUCGGAGCUCGGAGCUGGACCGUGAGCGCAUUGGAGCUGCAAGUUCACUUCCAGUCGAGUCUGUGAACUCUCUCCACUCCUUUAUUCACAGUCGUAGUCGAUUCUUUUUUCCUGAACCAUGCAGAGACGGUGUUUCGCGUCGAUUUUGACUCGCGUCUGAGCGCCGGCGGGUUUGCUUUCUCUCUCUCUUUCAGUCUCUCUCUCUCACUCUCUCAGUCUCUCUCGGUCUCAUUCAUACGCGGGGUCUUUACUUUUUUUUCCUACGCGCAAAAGAAAACAUACCGGCCCGGUUUCACCCCCCAGCCGUGCGCUUUUUGGUGAUGGAGUUUAGCCGGUGGCCGGGAGCCGCUACGUGAGACGUGUGAAGGCUUUUUCUGGUGCUGCACCAAAGCAGACCGCAGUUCAGCGGAUGGAAGAUGACCGGUGAGGGUUUACGGCGAACGACCGCUUGCUGACGUUCCCCUGGAUACUGGAUUUUCUUCUUCCACGUCAGUUUCCGCUCAUCCAUCUUCAAACCACGAUCAUUGUCCAGAGUCUGGAGGAUCUCGAAGAACAAAAUGGCUGCUCCACUGUGUAAAUGUCCCCUGCUAUACGGCCUCCUGUUCCUAAUGACCAUUUAUCAGUACUCUGAAGCAUUCAGUCGAGCAGCUCUCCCAUUCGGCCUGGUACGCCGGGAGCUCUCGUGCGAAGGUUACCCCAUCGACCUCCGAUGCCCGGGGAGCGACGUCAUCAUGAUCGAGACGGCCAACUAUGGCCGCACGGACGACAAGAUCUGUGACGCCGACCCGGUCCAGAUGGAAAACAUCAACUGCUACCUCCCAGAUGCCUACAAAAUCAUAUCUCAGAGAUGUAACAACCGGACGCAAUGUGUCGUUAUCACUGGCUCGGAUGUCUUUCCAGAUCCUUGUCCUGGAACAUACAAGUAUCUCGAGGUCCAAUAUGAGUGCGUCCCAUAUAUUUUCAUUUGUCCCGGGACUUUGAAAGCAGUGGGAGAACCUGUUUUUACCUUUGAGGCUGAGCAGCAAGCAGGAGCUUGGUGCAAAGACCCACUGCAAGCUGGGGACAAAAUCUAUUUCAUGCCAUGGACACCAUACCGUACCGACACACUGAUUGAGUACAACUCUCUUGAGGAUUUCCGCAACGGCAGGCAAAUGACGACGUACAAGCUACCGCACAGAGUGGAUGGCACCGGGUUUGUGGCCUACGAUGGAGCCAUCUUCUUCAACAAGGAGCGGACGAGGAACAUUGUCAAGUUCGACCUGCGCACACGCAUCAAGAGUGGUGAGGCCAUUGUGGCCAAUGCUAACUACCAUGACACAUCGCCUUAUCGCUGGGGAGGCAAGACUGACAUCGAUCUGGCUGUUGAUGAGCGGGGACUGUGGGUAAUCUAUGCGACAGAGCAGAACAACGGGCGCAUUGUUGUGAGCCAGCUGAACCCGUACACACUGCGUUUCGAGGCCACGUGGGAGACGGCGUACGACAAACGUUCAGCCUCCGAUGCCUUCAUGGUGUGUGGUGUUUUGCAUGUAGUGCGCUCUAGCUAUGAGGAGAAUGAGAGCGAGGCCAGCAAGAGCCAUAUCGACUACGUCUACAACACCAAGCUGGGCCGUGGCGAGUACACAGACAUCCCCUUUCCCAACAACUAUCAGUACAUUGCUGCUGUGGAUUACAACCCUCGAGACAACCAACUCUACGUGUGGAAUAAUUUCUACAUCCUCCGCUACGAGCUGGAGUUUGGCCCGCCAGAUCCUGAUGAAGUGUCGACGCUCGCAAACGGGCUCACGUCGACGGCGUUCCCCAGAAGAACCACGACAAUGGCGAGCACCAGCAGCAGCUCCACACAUCGAUUUUUGACCAACUCCACAGUGGGGGUUGACCCCAAACUGAGCCGUGGAGCUCAGGAGCCUGCCGUGGACAACUCUGGUGCUGUAGAUCCUACAAAUGCUGGUCCUCUGGCCCCUAUCAGACGGUUCUGUGAGAGCACUGACAUCAGAGACAUAGCCUGGCCUCGUACACACAGGGGCGUCACCGUGGAGCGGCCAUGUCCCAAAGGAACCAGAGGUAUUGCCUCAUACCUUUGUACAGCGGUGAGCGGUACGUGGAACCCAAAGGGACCAGACCUCAGCAAUUGUACGUCUCACUGGGUCACACAGGUGGCACAAAAGAUCCGGAGUGGCGAGAACGCGGCAAACCUGGCCAAUGAGCUGGCUCGUCACACGCACGGCCCUGUGUUUGCCGGCGACGUCAGCUCCAGCGUCAGGCUUAUGGAGCAGCUGGUGGACAUCCUGGACGCACAGCUUCAAGAGUUCAGGCCCAGCGAGAAGGACUCGGCCGGACGCAGCUUUAACAAGCGUCAAAAGCGAGAAAAGACGUGCAGGGCCUAUAUGAAGGCCAUUGUGGACACGGUGGACAACCUCCUGAGACCAGAAGCACUGAAGUCGUGGGAGGACAUGAACUCGACGGAGCAGACACACACCGCCACCAUGCUGCUGGACACGCUGGAGGAAGGAGCCUUCGUCCUCGCAGACAACCUGAUAGAGCCGGCCGUCGUCAAAGUGCCUGCGGAGAACAUAAUGUUGGACGUGUACGUGUUGAGCACAGAUGGCCACGUUCAGGAUUUCAGGUUUCCGCAAACAAGCAAAGGAGGCGCCACCAUCCAGCUCCCUGCCAACACGGUCAAAUUAAACAGCAAGAACGGUGUUACAAAGCUGGUCUUUGUGCUGUACAAACACCUCGGGCGCUUUUUGACCACGGAGAACGCCACCCUCAUGCUGAUGAGCGAAGGAGGAGUGAGAAACCACACUCUGACCGUUAACUCCCACAUCCUGUCUGCCUCCAUCAAUAAGGAGUCAAGCCGUAUCUUUGUCUCCGAGCCUGUCGUCUUCACACUCGAACACCUUGAUACUGAGAACUAUUUCAACCCGAACUGCUCGUUCUGGAACUACUCGGAGAGGAGCAUGAUGGGAUACUGGUCCACUCAGGGAUGCAAGCUCCUAGGGACAAAUAAGACUCAUACCACCUGCUCGUGCAGUCACCUCACCAACUUUGCUAUCCUUAUGGCCCACAGAGGACACGUGGGUGACGGAAGCGUGCACGAUUUCCUUCUAAGCGUGAUAACACGCAUGGGCGUGGCCGUGUCGCUCGUCUGCUUGGCCAUCAGCAUCUUCACCUUCUGCUUCUUCCGUGGCCUGCAGAGUGACCGCAACACCAUCCACAAGAACCUGUGCAUCAACCUGUUCAUCGCCGAGCUCUUCUUCCUCGUGGGAUUCAACAUGACCGAACCUGCGAUCGUGUGCUCGGUCGUAGCCGGGAUUCUUCAUUUUUUUUUCCUGGCUGCGUUCACUUGGAUGUGUCUGGAAGGUGUGCAGCUGUACGUCAUGCUCGUCGAGGUCUUUGAGAGCGAAUUCUCCCGCCGGAAGUACUAUUACGCAGCCGGGUACCUCUUUCCAGCCGUGGUGGUUGCUAUCUCGGCAGCCAUCGACUACAGGAGCUACGGGACCAAGAGAGCCUGUUGGCUCAGAGUUGAUAACCACUUCAUAUGGAGCUUCAUCGGCCCUGUCGCUUUCGUCAUAAUGCUCAAUCUGGCCUUCCUGGUCGUGACCAUGUACAAGAUGGUGAAACACUCGACCUCGGUGAAGCCCGACUCCAGCCGCCUGGAGAGCAUCAGGUCGUGGGUUCUGGGCGCGUUCGCGCUGCUCUGCCUGCUCGGCCUCACCUGGUCCUUCGGGUUGUUCUUCUUGAACGACUCGUCCAUCGUCAUGGCCUACCUCUUCACCGUCUUCAACACACUGCAGGGGAUGUUCAUCUUCAUUUUCCAUUGUCUCCUCCAGAAGAAGGUGCGUAAAGAAUACGGGAAGUGUUUCCGUCAGUCUCAGUGCUGCGGCGCUUUGCCCGCGGACAGCUCCCACAGCGUGGGCAAAACGUCCACGUCUCGCUCCACGGCCCGAUACUCCUCCGCUACUCAGAGUCGUAUCAGGCGGAUGUGGAACGACACGGUGAGGAAGCAGUCCGAAUCUUCCUUCAUCUCCGGAGACAUUAACAGCACCUCGACACUGAACCAAGGAAUGACUGGCAACUAUCUCCUAACUAACCCCCUCCUUCGAGCACACGACACUAACAACCCCUAUAAUAACCUCCUUGCCGAAACCAUUGUGUGCAACACACCUUCUCCGCCUGUCUUCCACUCACCAGGCCAGCACUCCCGGACGAACAGCCGUGACGUCAGCGCCAUGGACACGCUGCCCCUCAACGGCAACUUCAACAGCAGCUACUCCCUAGACGACGCCGCCUUCGAGAAGAUGAUCAUCUCCGAGCUGGUGCACAAUAACCUGCGGCCACGCGGCCAUCCGCGCUGCCAGGACGACCCUGAGCAGCCGACUAACCAGGAUCGAUGUGCGCCGAGCGGGAUGGGAGGCGUCGGAGGCAGGAGCGAGGAGGUCAGCAACGACAACAACCACACCAACCACCCGGCGCUGGAACUCCUCCUCCAGCCACACCACCGCGAGGUACUGGAGGCGCCUCUGCUUCCUCAGCGGACUCAUUCACUCCUGUACAGUGCCAAGCAGGCAUCGCGCCAGCCUGCCAGGCACCGACAUGAUCUGGAGAAUGGCGAGGAGCAGAAAGAGGUAGAUGGGGCGGGGCAAAACAAAACCAAGUCCUCACUUGAUAACAGGGACUCAGUGUAUACGAGCAUGCCCGAACUCAGAGACUCGUCUCCAUCUCUGUGCCUGCAUGACGGAGAGGACGAGUGCCCGCUUUCGUCGUCCGGGCACAGCGAGACAGACGAGCCAUGCUACAAAAGCACAGGGGACAACAGCAUCCACCCCGCCUCGUACUACCACAUCAGCGAGAGCUGCAGCGGGCACGUGUUUGACCAGGACGAGUGUCUACCUCCAGACGCCGAGACCCCCAAAGACGGCCAAAUGCAGCUCAUCACCAGCCUCUGAGCUUACCCACUUCCUGUUCCCUUCUUGUACUAGGUGCAGUAACUUGUUUUCUCUAAAAAGACUCACAGAUGAGCUUGGUUUUGUUUUCUGUUUUUCAAGCCAUCUGUCGUUUAAACUGUUCGGGCAGAGGUGAGAAAAGCACACACAGGCUGCUUGACUUGACGAGCAGAAAUGCUUUUGAGGAGGCUGGAGGCUGGCCUCGUCCACGCACUCGUCCACGCACUCGUCCACGCACUGGCCACCAUUUCGUAUGAUAUACUGUACCUUAUCGACCGCAACACAGCAAACAUUAACAUGCCAGUGGCAGGUUUUUUUGUAGAACUUCAAGUGUCCUGUUAUUUUUUUGUUUGUUUUUUUUUAAUGCCAAGACGCCGGAAGGAAAUGAACAGACCUCCACACAGAUCACAGCGUCUCAAGACUCCCGACACGGACUUUUUACGGGAAAAAAAAAAACGAACGUAAGAAAGAAAGGCUAAGAAUGAAAACAUUCAAAAAAGAACCACUACUCCUGACUCAGGCCUUAUAUUUUCUCUAUUGCACAUGUAACUCUUAUAAGAAUGACGGCUAAAGAAAAUAUAUUUUGCUGUACCACAAGUGGAAAAAAAAUAACGAUAAAAAAAAAAAAUUAGAAAAAUAAAAUUGCGAUUUAAAAAAAAAAUAUUAUGGCAACCAUAAGUGACAUUUCAAAGAGGACAUUUUAGGGAAAGGGGUUGCACAUUUUUUUGUGUGUGAAAUCUUCUUACACUUUGUCUGUUGUAGAAGCUUCUAGAACACCAACAAGUACAGAAGCCCGUAUUCAAACUUCCACUUGUGAGCAGUGCGUUUGCCUUCAUCGGUUACAGAAUUUCGAUUGUAAAAGUUUUUUUUUCUUUCAAAUUUUUGGAGAAAGAGAAAUAUUGAGAGAGAGAGAGAGAGAGAGAAACCUUUCCCUCGUUUUCAAACUUAAAAAAAAAGCUACGUCUUGCACAAAUCAGGAGUGAAUUGGACUUGUAUGUAAUUUAUUUUGCUGGCGGUAUUCGCCAGGGAUAAAGAUUUUUUUUUUGUUUGUUUGUUUUUUCUCCUCGUGUGUGUCAACACAAACAUAUCUCAGCAUUUUGACAUUACAUAAUUUAUUAGAUGAAGUAUGGAAUAUUAUGAAAUAAGAAUUAUUAGAUUUAUAUCAAAGAGGAUGGAAUGAAAGUGUGCGCAAGAAUAAAAUACUGUUAAUAAUCAUCUUGUUUUAUUUUUAUGUUUUGUUACGUUUUUUUGUUUUUGUUUUUGUUUUUUGUUUUUUUGUAGGAGCCCAUAUUGCCAGACGCUGAUGUAAAAUCGACUUCUUGAUAUCGAAAUAAAUGUGACAAUUUCUUU